Molecule: messenger RNA, 660 nt
Organism: Egretta garzetta (little egret)
Lineage: Eukaryota; Metazoa; Chordata; Aves; Pelecaniformes; Ardeidae
Product: myogenesis-regulating glycosidase-like
Exons: 1
Biological process (GO): skeletal muscle fiber development
Source: RefSeq, a predicted model, not a curated record
GUCAUCAGGAACCAGCACGGGGAGGUGGUCUUCCGGCUGGCCUUCCGCUCGGGCAGCCUUGACCUGGAGUCGUGCUCCAAGGAGGGCGAGAUUUUGAGCUGCACGCGGUCGGGCGGGGGGCCGCUCAACUUCUUCAUCCAGACGGUGAAGCCCAAGGACACGGUGAUGUGCUACCGCGUGCGCUGGGAGGAGCUGGCGGACGGCCCGGCGGUGGAGCACACCAUGUUCUGGGAGGACGCCCACUGGUACGGGGGCUCGGAGAUGAGCACCCAGCACUGGCCCAUCCGUCUGGCUGGCUACCAGGAGCCCGUGCCCUACGUGACGAGCGAUGUCUACUCCUUCCGCGACAGCUUUGGUGGCAUCCUUGAGCGCUACUGGCUCUCCUCCAAGGCGGCGGCCAUCAAGAUCAAUGACUCGGUGCCCUUCCACCUGGGCUUCAACGCCACCGAGCGUGCCCUCUUCUUCCAGGCCCGCUACAAGGACUCGCCCUACAAGCCCCCACCGGGGCAGCCGCCCUUCCCCGAGCUCAGCUACCGGGUCUGCGUGGGCUCCGACGUCACCUCCAUCCACAAGUACAUGGUGCGCAGGUACUUCAACAAGCCCUCCAAGAUCCCUGCCGAGAAUGCCUUCCGAUACCCCAUCUGGUCCACCUGGGCCCUC